CAGAGUAGAAGAGAAACUACAGUAUGGUGCUAGGUGUUUCCCAGGAGAGCGACUAAACCGGAGACUUGCAGGUCACUUGCAGAUUCGCAGCCAAAUGCGAAGCCAUAAUGACUUAUUGUCAGGUCGAUCAUUACUGUCAUGUUACAGCGAGGCAAAACAGAGAGCCCCAGCUGAAGGGCAUCGUCACACGGCUCUACUGCAGACACGGAUUCUACCUCCAGAUGCUGCCGGAUGGCACCAUGGAAGGCACAAAGGACGAAAGCAGCUCCUUUUUGCAGUUCAACUUGAUUCCUGUGGGACUCAGGAUAGUGGCCAUCCAGAGCACCAAGACGGGGCUUUACGUCGCCAUGAACAGCGAGGGCUACCUCUACACGUCGGAACACUUCACGCCGGAGUGUAAGUUUAAGGAGUGCGUCUUCGAGAACUACUACGUCACAUACUCGUCCAUCCUGUACCGGCAGACCCAGUCGGGGCGAGCCUGGUACAUCGGCAUCAACCGGGACGGCCAGGUCAUGAAGGGAAACCGUGUCAAGAAGACCAAGGGUGCUGCUCACUUCCUGCCCAAACUCAUCGAAGUGGCGAUGUACAGGGAGCCCUCCUUACACGACGUCGCCGAACAGAGUCCGCCCCGAAAAACGCCCAAGACCUCCAGUGACUCGCCCGUGCUUAACAACGGCAAGAAAGAAGCUCAGUCCAAAACCAAAACCUCCUCCUCCUAGCACAGAGACGCGGCGCGGAGGACAGGAUGGACGACGCGGGGCGGCGCUCACCAGCGGACAGCAAACCUUGACUCGGGAUGUGGACCUGAAACGUCCGGGUGUUCAAAGGUCCAUGCAGGGGGAUGCUGGGAAAGGGGAAGUCCCCUUUUGUCUUCUACCACACCAGCCCUCCACCUCUACGGUCAGCUGAACUCGGGGUGUAAUAGCAAUAACUCAGUGUAGAGCUGAACAGUGGCCUAGUGUUUUAAAGCAUGUCACCACAGCCUGUCUCACCAGCUGGAAGGACGCCCUCCGGCCGUCACGCCAGCGAGGAACCCUCCGGUCAACCAAAUAUCCCAGCAAGGUCUUCCUGGUUCCACCGCGACGGGUGCAACGAGAAAAUCUGUCCCCCUGCAGCACAUUCUUCACAAAUGGGUUUUUAUCUCCCUGCAGGGUUUUCAGCUAAUGUUAGCUUGACACAAAGCCAUGUUAAUGUGAGGCUGUCACACUGUUUCAGUUCUGCGGCCAUCUGCUGCGUCCACAUCUUCUGUUUGCGUCAGCAACUUUCAAAGAUGGCCUGAAUUCUCAUCAGGCUUGUGUGUAAAUGUGUGUGUGUGUAUAUAUUCCAGUGUUUUCCCUUCUUUUUCACUCACCUUUGGCACAAUUUGAUUAGUUUGUGACAUGGACUCAAUUUUCCACUCUGCGGCACAAUAAAACUCCCUCCCGUCCCUCCGGCUCUGCUAAUGGAGUCGGAGGCUGAUCAGAAUCUUUCAACCCUUAAACAAGCAGCCAAUCACUCCCUCGACACACUCCAUAAUCACACACACACACACUCAUAUGUAUUCUGUUGAACUUACAUAUGAAAAUGAUCUCAUGACCAUUACGAUGACAUGCAUUCAGUCAGUGGCAGCAGGUGAUGGAAGACAUAAUGAGUUGUAAUGGAGCUGCUGUGAUUGCGUUGCAAUGGCUUUUCUUUUACACAAACCCUCCAGGGCAACAUAGCAUCUGCAUGUCAUUGCUGCCAAACUAAAUAUGCUGAUUAUUUAUUUUUUUACGGAUCUACAAACGCGUGUCGAGCUGCAUAUGCAAAUUAUCGGAAACACUGUCAAAAGGUCAAGCAUUUUGUUGACCGUGCUCACGUCACUGAGCAUGUUGGAGUCGGUUCAAAUAUUAGUUUUGUGGAUAUUUAAUCCCCACAUCAAUCAGCUAGCGUCCAUUAGAACGGGAUGCUGUUUGAUUAUGCUGGUGAUGAGAAAAAUGGCAAGUCAUGCAGCUAUGCAGAAGGUUUCUUUUUAUUAAAUAGUUUAAGACAAAAACAUCAAGCGUAAAUAAUUCAAUUAGAGAAGUGGGUUGUUAUUGUUUCAGCGUUUAUUAUCAGGGGACAACGGACAAAUUCAAGGUGAAAAUGAUCAAAGGGGAGUCAAAGAAACUCAAUUAAGCCAACAGCUCCCAAAACUCAACCUAAUAAUUAUUUAAAUGUAAGCUAAUGGCCACCCUGAGUCAAGCUAAUAGCUAUGCAGUUGAGCUAACAACUGUUUAGUUGAGCUAACUGUUUUUGGAGUUAGCCCAGCUGCAUACAGACUUAAUCUAACAAUUACUGAAUAAGGGAAGCUAAUUGCUACUCAAAGCUGAGCUAACAGCUACCUGAAUUAAUAGCUUCUCAGAGUCAAGCUAAUUCAUCAGAGUUGAGCUAAUAACUAUCCAGAACCAAAUUUCUCAGAACCAAGCUAACGAUUUUUCAGAGUUGAGCUAUCAAUCACUCAGAGUAAAUCUAAUAGCUCCUCGUCAAGAAAACAGCUAACCAGAGUCAAACCAACAAUUUUCCAAGUUAAUACUUACUCGGAGUUAGCAGUCACUCCAAGUUUAGCUACCAUUUAUUCAGAGUCAAGCUAUCAGCUCCUAGUCAAGUAAACAGCUAUCCAUAGCCAAACCGACUAUUUGUUUAAGCUGAGCUAACAGCUACUCAUAGUUUAGUCUAUAGCUACCCAAAGUCAAAUUAGCAUUUACUCAAAAUUAAUGCUACAUUUAUAACAUGGUGCAUUUCGGUUUGUAAACAGCCUCCAGGGGAAACGAGGCAUUAGAUUCAAGCUAGCAUUUACUCUCAGACUCAAACUAGCAGCCCAAGGUCAAGGUGACAGCUAAACAAUUGAGCUAACAGCUAACUAGAGUCAAGCUAACAUCUACUUAGAGUGACGCGACAGCUGCUCAGAGUUUAGAAGUUGUCUAGUAGCCAUUUAAAGUGGCACUAGGGACUAAUUACAAUCUUUCUAAUAAAGACUGUUUUAGAAUCUUCAUUAGAUUCCAGGACCUGUUGGAAGAAAUAUUUCCCAACUCUGAAACCCUUUGUCACUCUAAUUGAGCAAGUUCUCUCUAAUAUUUUAUUAUUUAUCCAACAUUAAGAACCAAAGUUUCUUUCACAUUCAAGGUAACUCAAUUAUUGUCAUAACUGGGGUUCAUGUAGAUAAAUUUAAGGGCUGGAUCAUGUGCAUGAGCCUCAAGGGACGGCAGUGACUUUCUUUUUUAUGGUCUUAUUACGUUUUUAUUGUCAUCAACAUUGAUAAAGAAGUGAAUUUUUUAGCAGUCUAGUUUUACAGUGUGGUAAUAAUGUUCAAGGUGAUAUUUCACCUAUGUGGACUUGAAAAAGUGUUGAAACUGGUCAACUUUCCCACAAACUUUACUCUACAUGACCUCCAGACAUUUAAACAUUAUUAACAAAAUUUAAAACUUAAAUCUAUACUGUUUAUGUAGGAUUUUACAAAAAAUAAAUAGAUGUCAUCAAAUGGCAUGAUGGGAACUGGAGACAUAAUUAAAUCAUUUUUCCACAUUAAACUUUCUUGGUACAAUUUGAUCAAAAGAGUAAUUGUUUAUAGCAUAAAAGUAAUGUAUCAUAGAAAAUGAGUGGAAGUAAAGCAACGUAGAAGAAAAAUAGAUUGGGUAAAGGAGGCAAAAGGACAUUUUAUAGAGGGUAAUUAGUGAUGAUAAGCAGAACAAAAAAAGAUUGAAGAGGGAAUUACUGCACUGGACGGACGCUCUUUUUUGCACGUUUCUCCUUCCAUGCAUAAUCUUUUGCUCCCUUGAACCUGUAGUUGUAAAUAAUAAUAAGUGAUAACCAAAUCAGGCAAAGCGCUGAGCUAAGUAAUCUGCUACCUGGGAGAUAAAGCUUUCCAGAGGAAAUCGAGGGCAGUUCGGUGAUGAAUAAAAAAUUAGAGAGGGAAAUAUAUUAGGAGACAAAAUGAGGAAGCAAAGAAGAGAGAAAAGAGUUUCAUAAUUCAGCAUCUAUUGAUUUCUUUUUUUACUGCAUUUAAAACCUAUUUUAAUUAAGCACCAGCUUUGGUUUGCUUGUGUUUUAACGCACGGCUUCUACGGAUCUCUAUGUUCAAUGCUUUGCUAAGUAAUUACUUAAAUGUUUAAUUAAAUGCUAAGAAUCAUGUCCUCCACUUCAUUAGGUUAGUAUAAACUGGGUCUGGAUAAUGCUUGGUAGAUAUAUGGAAAUAAUUAAUCAAAAUGAUCGUAAUCUCAUUGUGAAGUUGGGAAAUCAAAUUUGCUUCAAGUUUGAGAAAACCUGCCAAAGGCUGAAGGUUUUGUUUCAGAGAUUUAUUUUAUUUUAAACAAAAGUCGCAUAUCAAAUUAAAUUUACAGGAUUUAUCAGAGAUAUUUUAUCCACAGACUUCAGAUAAGCAUAAAUUUUUACCUGUAAAGACAUUAAUUAAACCCAUGUGACAUGUUAGCAUUGCAAAGAAUAAUGGAUAUUACUAAUAGAAAUUAAAAAUAGCUGUUUUGUUUAAGAAUGAUUUGCCAUUAGCUUAACUUGUAGCUGUUAGCAUGAUUCUGAUCACUUCGUUUAGAUUGACUCUUGUUAAGUAAAAGGUAAGUUUAGCUGUUAGCGCCAUUAACAGCUUAAUUCUGACAUAGUUAAAACUUAACUUUGCAGUUUCACAUUGAACCACUGUUUACUCUGAGUAGCUGUGAGCUUGAUGUUAGUUUAAGUAGGAGUUAGCUUGAUUCUGGUUAGCUGUUAGUCUGAUUCUGGUUAGCCGUUAGCCUGAUUCUGCUCUCGCUCUGUUAGCUUUGAGCUGGACUGUUAGCUUAACUACAAGUAGCUGUUAUAUUUUGAGUCUAAUUUUAACUCUUAGCUGGUAACAACUAAGAAUCAUGUCAAAAGGCCAAAUUUUUAAGUUACUGGCCUCUCUAUGUUAACUCUGCACUGUUCUGAUUUAUAUUUAAAAGCUGUAAUAUAUAUAAAACUGCAUUCAGCUUAUUUUAUUUUAAGACAAAGUGGACAUUUUAAGCUGUUAAUAGCAUCAUAUAUUAGCAUUUAGCAUAAUGUAGAUUCUUACCUUGAAUCUAAAAUCUCCAAAGGCUACCAACAUUUCUAAAUCUGGCACAAGUAAUUUUUCAAUAAACUCUUAAAAUGAUGCAAAAAAAAGAAGACAAUGCGAAUUAGCUGUGUUCCCGGGUUCUGGUUUGAAGCACAUCAACCGGGCUACACAAAGCGUGACGCUACGCAUGACUGUAGUAAACAGGAAGCAGAGGAUGAAAACUAGCAUGGACCUUAGAAAAACAUAGAGUCCUUCUCCCUGAGUCGGAGGUUUGGACAUUUUUCUGAGUUUUGUUCGUCUGUUCCACCAGCGGGUGGGACAGAGGAACAAGGUUCUCUACACAAAUUAUUCGGCAAAAAGCCAAAAACCAUCUGAAGUGAAAGUAAAAACUUGUCUGCAAAAUUAAAGAAGGUUUUUUGUUGUUCAAAUUUUGCUGUCUCCAUCAACUGACUCUUUAAAAUUAUAGAUCAAAUGGCGCCCCCUAGCUGUAAUGCCUUUGGCCUUCCUGUUAUCUACCGGUAGUUUCUCUCUCCCAGCUUGAAUGAAUCUCGUGCAUUUCAGCAGUAAAUACAUAUUUUUAAAUAUGUGACUGUGUGAUUGGAGGGUUAUUGAUUUAUUUUGAUGAUCACAUCAUGACACAUUACUGGACCAUGUGUUGCGAGUGGAGUGCAUGAUUGCAUGAGCGUCGUUUUGCCUCCCUAAACCUUCAAGCGAGUCACAUCAUGUAAAGUUUCUCAUUAUUUACCACCUUUAGUGUCUCCGGGCUUCAGACUCCCAAAACGUUAAACAUCGAGUUUGGCGUUCCCGUUUGUCCGAAUGAAAGGAGUCGGCGUGAGAGGCUAUCGAAAGCGAGUUAAAUGAUGUAUAUCUGAUUCAGCCCCUCUCUUCACGCGCACCUCUCUCCCCAGAGACUCCCUUCACUCCUGUUUCUCUCGAGUCAGGGCCUCCCUCUGCUUACAGAGCGAAUUGCAGCUGCAGAGAGGGAGGGUCACGCACGGCUUUUCUGUUUUCGAAGGACUCAGAGAGGCGCCAGCUUCCAAUAAAACCCACCUUCCCUUUAACCUGGAGGCAGAGCGAAUGUGCGAGACGCCUGGUGUGAAAUUUUUGUAAACAUGUGAGAAAUUGAAAUCAAUACGCGCGGCUCCUUGGGCAGAAAGCAAUAAAGUUCAUUAACAAGGUGCAGCCACAUCAUCUGGAGGAAAAAAGUGUGUGUAUUUAUUGCAGCUUUUAUUUUUUUCCCAUCGCUUUGUCCCUUUCGGUGUGGCAGCUGUUUAAGUGUGCGUGCAUUAGUUUGAGGUGGAGUCCCUCCGCAACAUCUGCAAUGCAGCAGAAAACACAAAAAAAAAAGAAAAGGAGAGAGAGAGGAAGAAAGAGGCUCUGACUCAGACCGACUUUUGGUUUAGCUGCUUCAUUAAAGUGCUUUUAUACUGGAAUCCAGAGUGCCUACUGUCACAUCCUGUGUAGCAACAGAUUAACUUGACAUGAAUGCAUUUUUAAGGCACAUCUGCAUCGCGCUCAUCCACCAGGACGACGGCCGGGGAGGGACUCCACCUCUUAGCAGCUAUCGCACUUUAAUUUGAAACUUUUCCUUACCUCUGCCUGGGUGUUUUGACUAUAAUUUAAGGCAAUAUGGAUUGUGAUGUUGGUAUUUAUCGGUGGAAUUACUGUGAAUUGUGUCGACAUUAUAAUUCCAUGUUCAGUCUAGAUAUGUGUGAUUUUUUUGGGGGGGGGUGUCUAAAGUCAUGCUGAUCUGGUUUUACUGACGUUUAAAAUUGUGUGAAUUUAACCUCAAGUGCACAAAAAGAAACAUCAGGAUCCUGUCUGACUUUAUUUAUCAAACCAGAACCCAGCCGAAAUGGACUGAAAGAACCGUUAGAAGGCGUUUUCUGUGUGUUGGCCCACUUAUUCAGUACGUUGAAGGUCCCAUUGUAAAACCUCAAGGUCUGGAGUUUGACUGGACCAUUGUGGCGCCUUGAUUAUUUUCUUUUUCGGCCAUUUUGCUGCAGGUUUCUUGAUUCUGGGACGAUAGUCCUGUUUAUGACCAAAUUGUAGCAUUAAAAAAGGAAAUUACACAAGGUGCGUUUCCAUUGCAAAUAUCAAUAUUCCACUAAUGACGGAAAACAAACUCACAAUUUUGGUGUUUCCAUUAAAUAAAUGAAAUAAAAAUUACGUGAAUAAGUUUGUUCACGCCAUCCGUCACUGAAAAAACACGCAGCGCCAUUAUCCUUUAGAACCAAACCAACAUGAACUGGACCAACUCUUGUUGGUUUCAAAACGUUGGGAACCAAAGAAUCUAAAGGUUUUGGAACCAAACUGGGUUGGUUUGUGUUGGUUCCAAAGUGUUUGGUUUGGUACCACAAUGCCGACAUGGACAUAAAACGUUCCUUUUGAACUUCUUCUUCGUUUAUUAAAUAUAGCCAGUGUGGAUCCUGUUGACUGUUUAUUGUGUAGUCUUGAAGUUAAGAAUGCAUUAAUUUUAAAAGCAGGUAAAGAUAAAAUAGUUUUCCUAAUUCUCUUACAUUAAAAGAGGGUGUACUUUCUUUUCACCAUGUGUUUUCCCUCCACGUUGUGGCAUAUGUGAGGAUGAAACCUUAACUUAUAGAGGAAACGUUUCAUACUGACCAAUAGUCAUCAGUCUGCAAACACCUUCUUCAUGUUAUUAUUUUCUUUCAACUGUUGUGUGAGUCUUCCAGAGAAACCGUAAAGAAAUCACUGCAAAUGUUUUGUUUCAAUUCCCGUCUUCCAAAUGCAAAAAGAGUGCUUCCAGUUAUCAAAGCCACAAUGAGACUAUUUUUAUAUCCUACUGGGGCAAAAAAGUACAUAUAUCUAAAUAUAUUCCUUCUAUAUAUGUGUAUCCAUGCAAGCGUGCCGGGGGAAACGGGGCGACUCUUCCUGUUUCCAGCUGGGUGGAAAAACGGCGCUACUCUCUGCCAUCCAGACCUACAGAUCAUUGGGGAAAAAGGAGCUAAAAGGGGAUCAUAGAGAGAGCCCUGGAGCUCAGACUGCAUCCAAGUGGAGGGACUGUGAGCAUGCAUGCGCUGAUCAUUUACUGGACAGGAGUUACCCAGUAUUUACUCUUUGACCCCCUUUAACCACCUAAUCUUCUUCUCACUCUCUGCAUUUGCAAUAUGAUCUGUAUUUAUUUCUAUGAUAACUUACACAAAGUCAACGGAGAUGUAUUAUUGGAUAUAAUUGAAUAAAACAAACUAAUAUAUUUGUAUGAUUGUAA
Poeciliopsis prolifica (blackstripe livebearer) is the source of this 8246-nucleotide messenger RNA. RefSeq names its product fibroblast growth factor 11a (gene fgf11a). Gene Ontology annotation, biological process: positive regulation of gene expression; regulation of cell migration; positive regulation of cell population proliferation. The coding region runs from base 108 to 719 and encodes 203 amino acids. Gene Ontology annotation, molecular function: fibroblast growth factor receptor binding; growth factor activity. Gene Ontology annotation, cellular component: cytoplasm. Lineage: Eukaryota; Metazoa; Chordata; Actinopteri; Cyprinodontiformes; Poeciliidae. The record is from RefSeq and is a predicted model, not a curated record. The transcript is spliced from 5 exons.